This is a messenger RNA of Peronospora matthiolae, 1284 nucleotides long. The record is from the annotation of a GenBank genome assembly. Lineage: Eukaryota; Oomycota; Peronosporomycetes; Peronosporales; Peronosporaceae.
AUGGUCCUGGGCAUCGUUUCUGCUGGCAUAGGUGCGACAAAGACGCUCUUGAGCUUCUACGGCUCCCUGCUGCACUACUGGGUGCGCCGGGGUAGCUACGCGGACUGUCCCUUCUUCUCCGAUGACUUGCACGCCAAGACUUAUGUGUACUCGAUUGCACUGCUGAACCCUUUGUGGAGUCAGCCGCACUACCGCCACUCGAGCUUCUAUAAGGACUUGGUAACGAACCUGCGCAACGUCGCGAUACCGGGCACUGGCGUUCCUCUCUCGAUGCUGAGCUCCUCGCGUCUCAUUCUCUUCCCCUUCUUGCUUUUUGUGUACCCAUGGCUCUGUGCUGUUGGUGCAUUCUUUGAGCUUCCUAAAGAGUACUCGAACAAACAGGGCAACAUCAUUGAGCGCUUCUUGCGCACGUUUACGCAGAUCUUCGUCUGUCCUCAGAACUGGUUCGCCUUCUGGCGCGUGAACUGCCAUGUGGUGAGUCUCCAUAGCCUCAAGACACAGUCGCCCGGUUACCGUAUGGAAAACAAAUGGGACUUCCUUGUCGAGGCAGAGAAGAACGAGAUUGCUGUGACCCCGUACCUCAAAUCGCCCAGUUCGCUUGUCAUUAAGGAUCGCAACGAGGAGGGGGGUAUGGGUAUCUUCAUGUUCAAGAAUGCUGUCAAUGGAGGAGACUAUAUCAUCCAAGAGAAGCUGGACAACUCUCCAUUCCUGAAAAAGCUGCUACCGGACGUAUCGCCUCUGUCGACUUUCCGCAUCAUCACCGCGUCACGUCACGGCCUGGGAGAGGCGGAGGCGCUGAAGGACGGCGGCAAUGGUGUCAAGUCGCUCAGCUGCGUGUUUCGCGCUGGUCUAGCGGGUGCUGCCACGGACCACAAGUCCAUCAUGUUCGACGUCGACAUGGAGUCGGGCAAGAUCUUGAAGGGCUCCACCACCACCCAUUGGUACCGUGUAGGGCCUCACCACAUGUUUCGUGGCAACCUCAGUGUGGGGCACGACAUCACGAGCCACCCAGACACGGGCGUUCCGAUCACGGGCAACGUGAUUGAGGAGAUCAAGGAGAUGAAGCAGCUGGCAGAGAAAGCGCAUUACAAGCUGAUGAGAGACGUGCCGCUCUGUGGCUGGGACGUGGCCAUCACGGACUUGGGCGUGCUGCUACUGGAGGUUAACAUCUCGUGCAACUUUUUCCGCGGCACCUUCGACCAGCCGUGGUACUUCCAGUUCCUGGACGACUACUUCCGUCACCUUGAGAAGUUGCCGACUACUGUGGAGAAGAAGAUCGAGUAG